ACCGGGGCGGAAGCUGCGGCCCAGGCCGCGCUGGAAGCCGGGACCGGAACCGCAGCCCGCCGGGCCCCACCCCACUCACCUGCGCAGGUCUCAAGCAGCUUCGGAACCCGCAGGCCCGCACUGUGAAGGUGACCCUCGAGGGGAGGAGGGCGACGGCCCGCGGGAGGACGAUGGCCUGUCUCGCCCUGGCCCGCCUCCUUGCCGUCGCCGUGGGGCUCCCGUGGGCGCUCGGCCUCCGGGACUCCGACGCCGGGCCGCCCCCGGAGCCCCCCGGGCUGCCCGCGGGUGACGCCUGCCUGGCGAGCUUUACCGCCGGGGUGCCUGCCUUCGUGCUGGACACCACGGCCUCGGUCAGCAACGGGGCCACCUUCCUGGACUCCCCCAGGGUGCGCCGCGGCCGGGACUGCGUGCGCGCCUGCUGCACCGCGCAGCACUGCAACCUGGCGCUGGUAGAGCUGCAGCCCGACCGCGGGGAGGACGCCAUCGCCGCCUGCUUCCUCAUGAACUGCCUCUACGAGCAGAACUUCGUGUGCAAGUUCGCGCCCAGGAAGGGCUUCAUCAACUACCUCACGCGGGAUGUUUAUCGCUCCUACCGCGAUCUGCGGACCCAAGGCUUUGGGGGGUCCCGGAUCCCCAAGGCCUGGGCGGGCAUAGACUUGAAGGUACAGCCCCAGGAACCUCUGGUGCUAAAGGAUGUGGACAACACAGAUUGGCACCUGCUGCAAGGUGACAGAGACGUCAGGGUAGAGAGGAAGGAUCCGGACCAGGUAGAGCUGUGGGGACUCAAAGAAGGCACCUACUUGUUCCAGCUGACAGUGACUGACUCAGACCAGCCAGAGAACACGACCAACGUCACCGUCACUGUGCUGUCUGCCAAGCAGACAGAAGACUAUUGCCUCGCAUCCAACAAGGUGGGCCGCUGCCGGGGCUCUUUUCCCCGCUGGUACUACGACCCCACAGAACAGAUGUGCAAGAGUUUCACCUAUGGAGGUUGCUUAGGCAACAAGAACAACUACCUUCGGGAAGAGGAGUGUAUGCUAGCCUGCCGGAAUGUGCAAGGACCCUCCAUGGAAAGGCACCAUCCAGUGUGCUCUGGCACCUGUCACUCCACCCAGUUCCGCUGCGACGAUGGCUGCUGCAUUGACAGUUUCUUGGAGUGUGACAACACCCCUGACUGCCCCGAUGCCUCUGAUGAGGCCAACUGUGAAAAAUAUACCAGUGGCUUUGACGAGCUCCAGAACAUCCAUUUCCGCAGUGACAAAGGGCACUGCGUGGACCUGCCAGACACGGGACUGUGCCAGGAGAGCAUCCCGCGCUGGUACUAUAACCCCUUCAAUGAACGCUGUGCCCGCUUUACCUAUGGCGGUUGCUAUGGCAACAAGAACAACUUUGAGGAAGAGCAGCAGUGUCUUGAGUCCUGUCGUGGCAUCUCCAAGAAGGAUGUGUUUGGGCUGCGGCGGGAAAGCCCCAUUCCUGGUGUAGGCUUUGCGGAGAUGGCCGUUGCGGUGCUCCUGACCACCUGCAUCGUGGCGGUGGUAGCCAUCCUGGGUUACUGCUUCUUUAAGAACCAGAGAAAAGACUUCCAUGGACACCACCACCAGCCACUGCCCACCCCCGCCAGCUCCACGGUCUCCACUGCCGAGGACACAGAGCACCUGGUGUAUUAUCACACCACCCAACCCCUCUGAGCCUGGGUCUCUCGCCAGCUCUCACAUGGCCCUGCUUUCUAUUUGCCAAGGCAGAGGCCUGGGCUGGGGAAAACUUUAGGAUCAGACUCUCACUGCCUGUUUCCCAGGCCCACUCUGCCUCUCUUGGAGGAAUCUCAGCUAAGCUCAGGUCCUGAGAAAUCUCAGGGUCAGGGACCAGAAAACCCUUGGGCCAGAAGUAUAAUACACAGAUGGACCUGCCUGCCCAGGAGAUUGGAAGAAACUGGAGUUUUGUUUCCUGUUCAGAGCUGUCUGCCCCUGCCCCAGGGCAUUGGGAAGGGGCCUGGGGUGGUGACAGAAGCUAGAGGCCCCAGCCCUGUCCUCCAGAGAUUCCCUUCCACUCUGUGCAGUCCAGGGCUGGGAGGAAGGACCUCCCUGUAUAGUUUGUGCCGUAAAGAGUUGCUUUGUGUUUAUUUAAUGCCAUGGAGUGGGUGAAGAGGAAUGCUCUGCCUCCUCCCUUCCUCUUCCCCCAAGACUGAGCUCUCUGUCCUUGACCAGCCCCACCCUGGCCUGGACGGGCAGAGCCAAAAGAGGCUCAGCUGCAUCCCGCACUCUCACCCCCUCCUCAGCUUCCACCGCUCCAGUCCACCCACAGUGCAAUAAAAUGAUUCGUUUUGUGGGA
This is a messenger RNA of Lemur catta (Ring-tailed lemur), 2328 nucleotides long. It is a transcript of the gene SPINT1, whose product is annotated as serine peptidase inhibitor, Kunitz type 1. The transcript is spliced from 11 exons. NCBI's taxonomy places the organism in Eukaryota, Metazoa, Chordata, Mammalia, Primates, Lemuridae. Bases 171 to 1688 code for a protein of 505 amino acids. Gene Ontology annotation, molecular function: protein binding; serine-type endopeptidase inhibitor activity. The record is from RefSeq and is a predicted model, not a curated record.